Haliotis rubra (blacklip abalone) is the source of this 5379-nucleotide messenger RNA. RefSeq names its product protocadherin Fat 4-like. Bases 607 to 5205 code for a protein of 1532 amino acids. The transcript has 14 exons. NCBI's taxonomy places the organism in Eukaryota, Metazoa, Mollusca, Gastropoda, Lepetellida, Haliotidae. Gene Ontology annotation, cellular component: plasma membrane. The record is from RefSeq and is a predicted model, not a curated record. Gene Ontology annotation, biological process: homophilic cell-cell adhesion. Gene Ontology annotation, molecular function: calcium ion binding.
AUUUCCAUGUCUGGGAUCAGAGUUUUGCUGUUUACAAUUUAAUAUGAUCACUGCCUUCUACCUUGGAGUUCAGAUUCUCUUAUAUAAUGUGGCCUCUACCUGUUGUAAUAAAGAUAACAAAACAUACACUAACAAGAAUAAACAGGCUUUCUAAAGCAGGAUUUGUCUUAUAUCAGAACCGGUUUGAGGUUGCAAUAUAAUUAUCUACCUUUGCCGUGUAGCACACACAAUAUUGACAUUGUAAUUCAGAGCAUGUUAUCUACAUGAGACAGCAGUUUUAAACAUGUCUGUGACACCUAGUGUCCUCGUGUUCCUCAAUAACUUCGCACGGUUUUAUGUUAUUAAAGUUCUGGAUGACUCAAAGAUCAAGGAGGUAAGUGUAAGUAUGAGGUGUGAGUAGAUUACAAGUUGAAUGGUUAAAGUAGUUGGUGAGUUAAGAUUGAUGAACGCACGGUUUAUAACCAUUGAUGUGAAUAUUGAUUGACGAUUGAUGAAUGCUUUAUGAUUGAUGUGUAUGUUUCACAUGUAAGGAUGCGAAUCAUCGUCAUCAUUCAAUUUUCAAUAAACUAAUAAUUUCAUUUCAGGUGACUUAAAAUCGUCUACAUAAUGUUGAAAUGUUUCAUGAUGUUGUUUAAAGCUGCGAGUUCAACCACGCCGUCUCCCGGCAUUACAACCUCAACCGAGCAGAUUACAUCCACAGCCUCGACAAGCACGUCGACUACAGCCACCUCCUCUGCAACCACGCCAUCUACAGCAACCCCCACUUCACCUACAACUACACCUACAACCACACCGACAUCAACGUCAACCACACCGACAUCAACGCCAACUACAACCACACCUAAACCUACAACUACAACUACACCUACAACCACACCGACAUCAACGCCAACUACAACGCCCAAAGCAAUGGCCGACGUCGGAUUAGGUCAGGACUGCACGCAUGCGCAUUGCAACGUAAACCACAGCGCAUGCGUAAUGAACGAAGCCGGUGGACGUCGAUGCGAAUGUGUCCAGAAUCAUUUGGAAACCGUUAAUGGGAAUUGUAAACAAGCUCCAACCAUGUUGGUUGCAAAGGACAUCCCGGAUAUUACUGUGAAGGGCAACCUUCGUAGUGGAGACGUGGUUGGCACUAUUCCAUUUACAUCGUUUGCCGACUUCUCGAGAUCGGAGUUCCAAAUUACCGUUAAAGUCCUUCCAGAAGGCAGUGGAAUCACGGCACACGUUACAACGAAUGGCAUAACGUUGACGUCAACGUCAAACACGGAGACAACACGGAAAGACAUCGUGCUAAAGAUCGACGCUCAUAUCCAUUACAUACUCAUAUCGCAAGUAGUAUCAGUGCAUAUUGUGUUUGAGGAGAUCAAAGUCAAUACUCAGAUAAUACCCUACUUCCUCUAUGAAGGGACAAGGGAGGCAACUGUCAUUGGCGAUACUAGACAGAUGACGUCAAGAUAUGGACAAUCAGGAUACAAACCCUCAAUCAUUAGUCUCACUAAAAGCGAUAUUGUCGAGGCAUUGUUUGGGCUGCAAGAGUCAGGGCAAAUUGUACUGAAGAAGGACGUGGACCUUCUGGAAUUGACCGGAUCUGAACGAGUUGCUUCAGUAGAGAUAUCUUUCCAAGUAAACCUAACCCGUGAUUUCGCAUCCCAAGAUGUUGUCUUAGCAGUUUAUCACAUCAUGAUACUGAACGAUAACUAUCAAUACACUAUUGACGAGAAUAAUCCUCCAAAUAUGGUCAUUAUGCAGAAUCAGUUUUGGGGAAAUUCAAAUUUCAAACUCACAGCGCUUGUUCUACCAGCAGCGUUAAAGUUUCAAAAUAAUGAUGUCUUGGUAACGGAACAAAUGAAUUUUGAAAAGGUAUCGGAUAGAGAAACUGAGUUUAGGCUUCAUGUAUCCUCAGUUGAUUCUCACGGAUCAGAUAACAUUCCUAUAGCUGGAAGACUAGUAGUAAAGAAUGUGGACGACGAAGCGCCUCAUUUUGAUGAAACCAUUUUAUACCUAACCGUCCUGAGUGGUUCUCCAAAAGGAACCAUACUUGGUGUAAUACACGUACAUGACCAAGACACCCCUUUAUCAGGCUUAUCGCUCGCAAUUAAAGGGCCAUACAGUGCAUAUUUUAUAAUAGACAAUGGGGGUACUCUGACAAGUGGAACUGAUAUGCAUAUUGGUCCCUCGGAGUUUCCACACAAUUUCAAUUUCACUGUUUCGGCUACUGAUGGAACAUCAAGGUCUGACAACGACUGCAUUGUGGACGUAACGAUCAACUUAGCGAAUAAACAUACAACUAAUCUAAAUAUGUCAUUCCCCGCCGUCCUGCCGGAAGAAUCACCCAGUGGCACCUUCGUGGCCGAUGUCAGACAAGUCAACUACACCAACUAUCUGUUUACAGAGCGUGAAGCUUACUCCUAUUUCCGCCUCAACAAAACUACAGGUAGAGUUACAACUGCGAGACCUCUUGACAGGGAGAAGAGCACCGAGGCCCACACUGAUUUCAGCAUCAGCGGACAUAUGGAGAAUCAAGAUCUGUGCAUCCUUAUUAUUAUUGGGGAGCUACACACAACCUUGACUGAUGUGAAUGACAACAGCCCGGUGUUUCCUCUCCUUCCGUAUGUAACAGUCAACGAAAAUGUUGAACCGGGAUACGUGUUGUUUGAGGCAAGUAUACAAGACGAUGACCAAGGCAUAAAUGGGAAGUCAAACUUCAUAAUUAACGACACGUCAGCCUUCACAGCAGAAACAUUUGAUGGAAAAUCGUUCAAAGUCCGUGUACACCAGAAACUCGACAGAGAGAAAGUACCCGCAUAUUACCUAACCAUUUAUGCCGUAGAUGGUGCUGCAGGCAGUGCAGUAAGGAAAACAAGUUCAACAUAUCUCAACGUAGAGGUGGAGGACGUCAACGACAACCCUCCCGUAUUUGCAACAACAGCGACGACGUUCGUCGUUCCGGAGAACCAGGCUGACGUACUUGUUACAACGUUAAAUGCAACUGACAAAGACGCAGGCCUGAAUGGAAAAGUCUCCUUUCAAAUAAUAUCUGGAGGUCUUGGAUACUUCACUAUAAAUAAUCGAACGCUCAAAACGACAAAGGGUAUCGACAGGGAAACAUAUGAUUCUUUUAAUUUGAAUAUUGAAGCUUUUGACUCGGGAAGCCCUCAACUAAGUACAUACCGGAAUGUCACCAUCGACAUCACAGACGUGAACGAUAAUGCUCCUGUGUUUCAUGGCGUCGAUGGCCGCGUGUUCAAAUUUGUAGAAAAUGCUCAAUGUUCGAGGAAUAUUGUGACCGUCAAUGCCACCGAUGCAGACACAGGGAGCAAUGGUCACAUCGUAUACAGUCUAGGCGGUAGUGAUAGUCACAUGUUUACAGUGGACAGUCACACAGGCGGUAUUUCCUGUAAGGCGCCCCUAGAUUAUGAAAACAUAUCUAUUUAUCGGGAUUUAAUCAUUUUAGCCACCGACCAAGGUCAGCCAGCCCUUACUUCAUCAUCCAUUAUCACUGUCAAGGUCGUUGAUGUCAACGACAACGCUCCGACGUUCUCAAAGUCCAGUUACGACGUUAAUGUUACCAACACUGGGACGGCAGGUAGCAUACCUCUGUUCCUUCUCAGUGUACAUGAUGCUGAUUCAGAAGAAAACGGAAAGGUGUCGUUAUCUAUUGCAAGUUCUCAGGACAGUAACCUAUUUACAAUUACUUCAAACCUCAUACGGUUGAAUUCAUCCCCUCAGCUUACAAGCAAAGACUAUGAUUUCAACGUCACUGCAACCGAUGGUGGAACUCCUUCCUUGUCUGCUACGACAACGGUGACGGUUCACGUCAUGCAAAGUGCAUCAAAUGGACUUAAGUUCAAGGAGACUGACUUCAGCCUUAAUGCCACAGAAAACAGAAACUACACAAGGACGGCGAUUGGAAAUGUGUCAGUAACGAAUAGCGGAGGAAAUCAGUUGACCUUCUCAAUUGACGCUGAGUUCGCACAAACAAAGUUUUCAAUAAACAAUGCAGGGGAGAUAUUCUAUGCUGGUACAUUUGACAGAGAACUACAGGCGUCGUACAACUUCAUUGUGAGAGCGGCUCAGCAGGGUGCGGAUGAUGUAGCAGUGGUGCGUGUCCAUGUGGAGGAUGUCAACGACAACCCUCCGAUAUUCACUCUUCAGUCCAAUCAGCUGGUGUUUACUGAACCUGAGGACGUGAAAGUCAAUACACCCAUAACGACUGUUUCUGCCAGUGACAAAGACACAGGGGCUAACGGUCAAGUGACAUAUUCCCUGUAUCCCUUGACAGAUUUUACGAUAGACCACUCCACGGGCAGAUUGGAGGUAGCCAACAGUCUCGAUGCGGAUCCUUCUGGUCGGUCGUACAACCUGACAAUAACGGCGACGGACAAUGGCAGCCCAAAAAAGAUCUGCGGCUGUAACGGCAUCCAUCCUUGUGACCGACGUCAACGACAAUUCUCCGGUGUUCAGUUCACCGACGUACGCCUUCCGCGUAAAGGAGGACGCUGCUGUCAACAGGUCUCCACAUUACAAGCGACAGACAGGGACUACAACAAAGCCACCAACGGCCUGGUGAGUUACGAGGUGGCGACAACAACACAACACUGUCCCUUCUUGAUAAAAGAAGUUUCAGACCCCAGUACAAACAAUGUCAUGGGCAGCAUCCAAGUCAGAGAGCCACUUGACUAUGAAAGUGUCAAGUUCUACACCUGUAUAGUCACGGCACAUGACAACCCAGAAAGACACACGCAGAUGAGCAGCACAGCCACUGUCAACAUUACUGUAGAAGAUGUUGACGACAACGUCCCGUUCUUUCUUAACGAACCCUACAUCGCCAAUGUCAGCCGAGAAGGUGCUGCGAGAAGUUUUAGUUUCAACGUCACCGCGCACGAUGUCGAUUCGUCUGCAGUUAAUGGUAUCAUCCGAUACAACCUGACAGACGAUCUGAAGACAACUAACCCGCCCUUCAAGAUCGAUCCUUUUACGGGGACUGUGUCAAUUGCGGGCUCCCUCGAGACUGUUCCUGACUUUUUUAAUUUGACCAUAACAGUCAGAGAUAGCAAGCACAGCAACAGCACACGACUCGCCAUUAACAUCAUUGAUAACAAUCAGCGCCCAAAGUUUAUAAAACCAAAGUACAUACACAAUAUCAAGGAGGAAACUGAGAUAACAAAGCCACUUCACCUCCUCUAUGUGGGGAGCGCAAGAUGACAACACGCCAACCUGUAACUGCACAUAUGACAUGGAUGAUUCAGAAUAUUUUACAAUCGAAAGCACGACCGCUAGCGUCCUUCAGCUAAAGUCUGUGGACAGAGAAAAGAUCGGUAACAACGUGACACUUCAUAUCACAGCCACAGAUCACGGGUCUCCCCCAAAGUCUACCCG